GCCCGUGGACCGGCUCGACCAAAAGGUCCAAAACCCACGCGCCGGCCGCCGCUCGCCACUCGGCCGUCGCCACGCUACGCUCCUCCAGUCUCGCCCACGCCGGCGUCCUCCUGCCCCUCCCCUCACCGGCACGCACGCCUCACGAGCCGCGUGCUCCUUUAAGCGCUCGGCUCGUGGGAUGCGCCACCUGCUCCUGCUCCGCCGCCUCCUCUCCUCCCCCGCCAUGGCUCGCGCUUCCGUCUCCAGCUCCGCCGCCGCGGCUAAAGCCCUCCUCCCCUUAAACCGCCUCCCUUCCCUGCUCCCCGCGUGUCGCCUCCCUGCCCCCGGUAGCGGCCGCGCUUUCCGCGGCGCCUCGCUCCGGUGCUAUGCGGCGGCCGCCGCCGCGGUGGCCGAGCAGGGCCGCAUCAAGGUCCAGAACCCCAUCGUCGAGAUGGACGGGGAUGAGAUGACGCGGGUCAUAUGGAGUAUGAUAAAGGAUAAGCUCAUCUUCCCGUACCUGGAGCUGGAUGUGAAGUACUAUGAUCUUGGAAUUCUCAACAGGGACGCCACCAAUGAUGAGGUCACCGUGGAGAGUGCAGAGGCUACAUUGAAGUAUAAUGUAGCUGUUAAGUGUGCAACAAUCACGCCUGAUGAGACAAGAGUCAAAGAGUUCAAACUCAAGUCUAUGUGGCGGAGCCCAAACGGCACAAUAAGAAAUAUUCUAAAUGGCACUGUUUUUCGCGAACCCAUCUUGUGUAAAAACAUACCACGUAUAUUGUCUGGCUGGAAGAAACCUAUCUGCAUAGGAAGGCAUGCAUUUGGUGACCAGUAUAAAGCAACUGAUAUGAUUAUUGAUGGUCCAGGAAAGCUCAAGAUGGUAUUUGUGGCUGAGGGAGCUGAGGCGGUGGAGCUGGAUGUCUAUGAUUUUAAAGGACCUGGUGUGGCAUUAUCAAUGUACAAUGUGGACGAGUCUAUUAGGGCUUUUGCUGAGUCCUCUAUGGCUAUGGCACUUUCCAAAAAGUGGCCUCUUUAUCUCAGCACCAAGAACACAAUCCUAAAAAAGUACGAUGGCAGAUUCAAAGACAUCUUCCAGGAGGUAUAUGAAGAGAACUGGAAGGAGAAGUUUGAGGAGAACUCAAUAUGGUAUGAGCACCGGUUGAUUGACGACAUGGUGGCCUAUGCUGUGAAAAGCGAGGGUGGGUAUGUUUGGGCGUGCAAAAAUUAUGAUGGAGAUGUCCAGAGUGAUUUCCUGGCCCAAGGUUUUGGUUCCCUGGGUUUGAUGACAUCGGUGCUGUUGUCUUCUGAUGGGAAAACAUUAGAGGCUGAGGCUGCUCAUGGGACUGUCACUAGACAUUUCAGGCUACAUCAGAAGGGGCAGGAGACGAGCACCAACAGUAUUGCCUCAAUAUUUGCUUGGACUCGUGGACUGGAACACAGGGCAAAGCUGGAUAAAAAUGAUAGGCUGCUGGAUUUCACACACAAACUUGAAUCUGCAUGUAUUGAAACGGUGGAAUCUGGCAAGAUGACGAAGGACCUUGCACUUCUUAUUCAUGGCCCCACGGUAUCAAGGGAGUUCUACCUGAGCACUGAGGAGUUCAUCGACGCUGUCGCUCAGCAACUGCGAGGAAAGAUUCAGGCACCAGCUGCGGUGUAAUCUUGAGCUUGGAGCCUGAAACAGAGUGAGCCAGUUUCGCUGUGCAUUCGGCGCACAUUUUGACCGGGGAGACGAGAUGGAUCUCAAACAAACUCGUUUUUUUUUGGUGGGUUACAGUUGAAACAUUUCAUGAUUGGGUAAAUAAUGGUCCAAAGAUCAGCGAAUUCAAAGCAGCAUUGAACACAUAUUACUAGUUUAGCCGUCCGUUAUCUUAUUUCCAUUUUCCAGAAUUUUAUCGGACCAUAUACUUGUAUAAGCAUGAGCUUGGUGGAUCGGUGUCCCUUUCCGCUCUUCUGAA
Molecule: messenger RNA, 1931 nt
Organism: Panicum hallii
Lineage: Eukaryota; Viridiplantae; Streptophyta; Magnoliopsida; Poales; Poaceae
Product: isocitrate dehydrogenase [NADP]-like
Exons: 15
Coding region: 179-1633 (484 amino acids)
Biological process (GO): isocitrate metabolic process
Cellular component (GO): mitochondrion
Molecular function (GO): NAD binding; isocitrate dehydrogenase (NADP+) activity; magnesium ion binding
Source: RefSeq, a predicted model, not a curated record